Macrobrachium nipponense is the source of this 2262-nucleotide messenger RNA. RefSeq names its product golgin subfamily A member 6-like protein 22. The transcript has a single exon. The record is from RefSeq and is a predicted model, not a curated record. NCBI's taxonomy places the organism in Eukaryota, Metazoa, Arthropoda, Malacostraca, Decapoda, Palaemonidae. The coding region runs from base 1 to 2262 and encodes 753 amino acids.
AUGAUUAACGGAGUGGCGGGAUUUAAGGACGUUGUCGAUCAGAUGGUCCAGAGGUACGACGAAGAAAUCCACAGACUGAAAAGUGAAAACUGUCGGUUUCGAACUCUGUUGAAGGAGAAGGAAGACCUCUACGACCAAAUCAUUGAAAAUUUCGACAACAUGAAUCAUCGAACCAUUGCUAAUUACCAGGAGCUCAAAGCAGAAAAGGACUUACAGAUUCGAGAUCUAACGGAGGAGCUGCAAAGGCUUCAGUGCGAUAAUGAAGAAAAGGAUAUACUAAUUGAAAGUCUUAACGCGGAAAUCUCUCAACAAGAGAGAGAAAACGGAUUAAUAAAGGACCUUGAAGGAGAAAAUAUGGAAAUGAAGACUCAAAUUGACCAGCUUAGAAUAGAAAAAGUAGAGUCUGGAAAGAUAAUUAACGGUUUGAACAUGGAAAUCCAGACUUUGCUUAAGGAAAACGAAAAAAUGGAAGGUCAGGCAGAUGACUUGAAAGAAGAGCUGGCUAAUUGUGAAACUUUGAAUUAUGAAAAGGACUUGCUGUGUGAUGAACUAAGAAGCGAAAAAUUGGAACAAGACCAUAUAAUUAGCAGUCUUAAGAGGCAGGUACAGAACUGUGAAGAAGAAAAUAAAAAGAUGAAAAACGAAAUGGAAGAGAAGCUGGCUAAUAGUGAAGCUUUGAAGAUUGAAAAGGACUUGCUGAUUGGUGAAUUUAGAAUCGAAAAAUUGGAACAAGAACAUAUAAUUAGCAGUCUUAAGAGGCAGGUCCAGAAAUGUGAAGAAGAAAAGGAAAAGAUGAAAAACGAAAUGGAAGAGAAGCUGGCUAAUAGUGAAGCUUUGAAUAAUGAAAAGGACUUGUUAAUUGGUGAAUUUAGAAAGGAAAAAUUGGAACAAGAACAUAUAAUUAGAAGUCUUGAGGGGCAGGUCCAGAAUUGCAAAGAAGAAAAAGAAAAGAUGAAAAACGAAAUAGAAGAGAACAGAGCUAAUUUUGAAGCUGACAAUUAUGAAAAAGACCAAAUGAUUAAUAAGCUCAGGAUAGAAAACCUGGACCGAGAAAUUAAGAUUGACCAUUUCAAGAGGACGGUCCAGAAUUAUGAAGAAGAAAAUGAAAAAUUGAAAAGGGAAAUGAAAGACCUGCUGGCUGAUUGUGAAGAUUUGGACCUUAUGAUUGAUGGACUAAGAAACGAAAAAUUGGAGCAAGAAAAUACAUUUUGGAGUCUUAUGAGGCAGGUCCAGAACUGCGAAGAAGAAUAUGAAAAGAUGAAAAACGAAAUGGAAGGGAUAGAACAAGGAGAGUAUGGAAAUAUGAUUUGCGAUUUCCUUGAAUUACAGAGAGCUGAGAAAGAGAAAGAGAUACAAAUAAGAAAAAUUGCGGAAGAAAUAAGUAAUCUGAAAGACGUGAUAAGGAUAGCGAGACCAGAACAAGAAUCAGAAUUGGAAAGAAAAGACGAGCAGGGAACGAAGACCCAAGAGGAAGAGGAAACUGGAGAGAAGGACGACGCCGAAGAAUCAGACGAUAGCGACGAAUCAAAGGACGAAAGCUCCGACGAGAAUCAGCCAGGAGGAGAGGAGGAACGCGUAGAAGAACCAGAAGAGGAAGACACCUUCGAAGAAUCUGUAGGAGAAAAUGGCGAUAAUCAGUCUGGCGAGGAGGAAAGAGUCGAAGAAUCAGGAGAAGCCAGCAAAACACAAGUAGAAGAAAUAAAUCAUGAUGGCACAGAGGAGACUGAGCUGGAUAGCUUCUGUUCAGAGUCUGAACAAAAGUUGGGCUUAGGACACAAAGCCCCUGAAGCAAAGGAAGAGGAAGAUGAUAUGAGCCAGGAAGAGGUGGAAGAAUUAUUAAAGGAAAUAAGAAAACUGAGAGAGGAGGAAAAACUCAUGUGGGAAGAGCUAUUACAGCGGAAGAAACUGGACGAGGAUAAAUGUCAGGAAUCAGAAGACAAUGAUUCGGAAGACAUUUUCCUUCAGUCGAUGGUUAAUGGCCCUGAAACACAAGGGAAGGAGGAUGUAGGGGAGCAGGGCCAGCAAGAGCGAACGAGAUGUCAAGAUGAAGAAGAGGCGACAGCAUGGCAUGAAUUAGAGCAGGAAAUAAUAGGAAUGAGAAUGGAGCAAGAACAUAUGGCUAAGGAGAUGUUGGAGCAGCAGAAAAAGAGGGAGGAGAUGGAGAGCUUAUUACGAUUUAUUGGAGGCGAUACCCAAAUGAAGACCAGCAAUAAAAAGAAACAUAGGAAAGGGAAUAAUAGGAGACGAUACCAAUGGAAAUAG